GGGCACACAUUGGCAACAUUGACAGGCUGUGAUGUCUUCAUCAAAGUCAUUGACGAGGCCAGUAUCUCACAUUUUUAUGGAACUGAGUUUUUCGUACGCCAGUACUAUGAAGAAGGCCUGAAGGCAGACGUGGACGAUUUGGCUAUAUCUGGGACGACAGGACUUCCACUGGAAUCGGAGCAUCAAGAAGAGGCUUUGGAUUUGAGUUGUAAACAGAAGCAGGAUUCAUUUGUUUUUGAUAAUAUCCUCCAAGGAGACUCACUUGAUUACGAUACCCACACGGCACUCAGACGAAAUGGCAGCAAUUUUAAUCCAAUACACAUCGAGCCUGAACCACCACCAUCGUCUUCUGAGAAACUCUCAUCUCCACUUGAGCAAAAAAUUCCAGCCUCAAUGACUAUUAGUCCGGACAAUCAGAGAAAUGUCAGAACUUUACGUCAAUCCUUCAAUUUUAAUAGCCAUGGUGCCUCUGGGUUGAACAAACCAAACCUCGAGAAUGACUCAAAAUAUAGUACAUCGCCAAUGAAUCUACAAACUUCUAAUGAAGCAUCAGCUCAGUUUAGUACACAGAGAAAUAAUAGUUUUGAUGCAGAGCAAGUCCACGAAACUGUUUCAAAUGGCCCUCUCAACUUAGCAGGUGAUCAGCAAUUACAUAUUGAAAGAAGAGAAACUGAUGAUCAAGCAAAUCCCAGCCACAUACAAGAAAUUAAGAACUAUCUUAUACCACUUGCCAAUCUCGCUGUAACCUUGUUAAGGCAAAAAGCUCAAGGACAAAAUAACCAGCAUUCAGCCGAUCAUAAUGCGGUUCUUGCGCAGGCACAGGCAUUACGGAUGUCUGCCAAUGUUGCUAGUGAUUCAAAUGCUGCCCAAGCAGAGGAAUUAGCCAAGCAGGCGUUCGCUGCUGCGUUGGAUUUGACCGCCAAGUCUCAGGGGCAGAAUGUUUUGCCAGCAAAUGCUACAAGUCGAGUACAGUCAGAACAGUCACCUAGUGCCACUGUUACAUCCCCUAACAAGCGUUCUGCACAUUGCCAUACAAUAAGCGUCAAAGAUUUACUGCUGCAGCAUCCAUCAAAAAGGCUGAAGACGGGUCAGAAUUUGCCAAUUCAUGUACCAAAUAGUGAAAUGGUUUAUCAACAAGCACAACCAUUACCAAACCUUGGACAGAUGAAUACACAUGGACUCAAUACCAUGAUAGGAAAUAAUAUGAUGAUGCAACCAGUUAUCGUUGGCCAGCCACCAGGAAUUCCACGAGACCAAUUCAACCCACAGCAGCACCAGUUCCCACCACCAAGACCCAACCCAUUAUUGCUAAAUUCCCAGAAUCAAGAACAGUCCGAAAUACGAAUUGAAAGGGCUUUCUCACUACAGCAAGCUGCUUUAGCUCAACAGCAGCAUGAACAUCUACAACAACAGAAUCAGACAGUACGCGAGCUUUUAGUUCAGAAUAACCGACAUCCACAGCCUGCUACAAGAGAUGCCUUGCCUUUGCAUAUGGUUAGACCACCUCUUCCUCCUCUCAUUAAAAAAGAGAAUAUUGGAAAGCAUAAAAGCCAAAUUGUCCCUGCCGAAUCAUCGCCCGGCCAGAAUGGUAACCAGGCAGAUCAAAGAAAUGAAACUACAAAAAAGAGAGAUAGCAUUGCCAAUAUUGUUGCUAAUAUCAAGCAUGAACCUGUUGAUGUAGUUGAAAAGCAAGUGGACUCCGAUCAGGUGAACACUGUACGUCACAAUUCCACUGGUGGAGCCUCAGCUGCUGAAGACGACGAAGACGAUAAUAGGCUAUACAUAGAUACAGGAGAAAACUCAUCAAUCGAAGAAGAAAUGCCCUCCUCUAAUGAAAAUGACAAAAACCAAGCGAUUCAAGACGACAGUGGCGAAAGUAAAGACUCAACUGAUAGCAGCCAUGGAAAAGCAGAUAACACAGAUGAUCCCAAGAAAAGAAGAUUUCGAUGCGAGAUAUGUGGGAAAGUGUAUGCAAAGAAUGAAUCAUUGAAGUAUCAUAAGAUGAAUCACGACAAUUACCGACCUCAUCAGUGUGAAACCUGUGGACGUGCAUUCGCAAAUCCCUACACACUUGACGUGCACCGUCGAAUACACCUAAAUGAAAGCGACAAACCUUACCGAUGCAAGUACUGCGACAAGACUUUCGCUACUAGCUCUCAUCGCAAUGUCCAUAUGACUCACCAUAAAGAAGUGAAGUCUUUUGAAUGCUCUAUUUGUCGGCGACGUUACUUGAACAAAGAAACGUUGGAUGCUCAUGUUCAACGGCAUGGUGAGCGUCGUUAUCCGUGUGAUACAUGUGGAAUGUCUUUUAAGGCACUCGCUGAGUUGACAGAGCAUCGUCUCAUUCACUCCCUUCCUAAGAAUUACCCUUGCGAGGUCUGCAGGUUUGAGUUUCAUCGGCGCAAUGAGUUGCUCCUGCAUAUGUCUAAAGCACACCCGAAUACUCGGCCGUUUGAAUGUGAAAACUGCGACAAAUCUUUCUCAACAGUUGAAAGUUUACGAGUCCAUCAAAGAUGUCACACUGGGGAACUACCUCAUAAGUGCCGAUUCUGUUCGAGGCAGUUUGUGCAUGGUAAGCACUGCGAAGUUCAUGAAUCAAGCCAUUUCAAAGAGAAGCACAAACCAAUGGAACUGAUGUUGGCUAACAAUGCAGGGGCUAUCUUCUACCAGUGUGAAAAGUGUGGGCAAGUUUUCACUGAAAUUUCUCAUCUUCAAACACACCAGAAGUUACACAAACUGCAGGAAAAAGAAGAGGCACUGGCAAACCAAGCAGGCAUUCCUCUGCCACAGAAUGAAAUUCGUCUCCCAAAAGAUCUUUCCUCUGGCUCGGCUAGUAUCCCGUUCUCUACAGGGACCCAUAAUUCUAUUAUCAUCCCCAGUUCAGUUCCUCUGAUGAAUGGGCCGCAGAUCUCUAACGUUGUGUCGCUACAGAAUAUAUCAUCUACGAUGACCAUGCCACAGAAUCUUGCUAUGAUAACGACAGCUGCUUUGCCGACGUCCAGUGCUGUGAUAACAUCAACGUCAAACAACAAUUUCACAAUUGAAAAUAGAAACAUUGUAACAACAGCACCCAUCAAUGCAAAUCAUGCAGUCCCUAUGAAUGUAAUGUCGCCGUCAACUCUUGUCCGCUCAGCUCCCGUUGGUGCCCCCGUUCUGGAAAAUAUGUCCCAUAAUGAAGAGAAGUCUAAACCAAUGAAUCUGACUCCACCGCAUCAGCCUCCACCACUGCAGCGACAGACACCCAUGACUACGACGACUCUCGUGCAGAGUAAUGAAAGUCAGGCAGUAAAGGAACCAAGACCAAGUCCCUCGGCAUCAGUCCAGCUCGCACACCUUGCAGGAACAACAACUGAAGAAAGAUUUGUUUAA
Messenger RNA from Saccoglossus kowalevskii, 3369 nucleotides. RefSeq lists its product as uncharacterized. Gene Ontology annotation, molecular function: sequence-specific DNA binding; DNA-binding transcription factor activity, RNA polymerase II-specific. Gene Ontology annotation, cellular component: nucleus. Gene Ontology annotation, biological process: regulation of transcription by RNA polymerase II. Lineage: Eukaryota; Metazoa; Hemichordata; Enteropneusta; Harrimaniidae. The record is from RefSeq and is a predicted model, not a curated record.